Colletes gigas is the source of this 1676-nucleotide messenger RNA. Its product is annotated as reticulon-4-interacting protein 1 homolog, mitochondrial-like. Gene Ontology annotation, molecular function: oxidoreductase activity. Lineage: Eukaryota; Metazoa; Arthropoda; Insecta; Hymenoptera; Colletidae. Gene Ontology annotation, cellular component: mitochondrion. Bases 237 to 1676 code for a protein of 479 amino acids. The record is from RefSeq and is a predicted model, not a curated record. The transcript has 9 exons.
AUUCAAAUAAAUUUGUAUCAAAUAGAGAACAUAACCUAUUUAAACAAAGCACCGUUGAAAUAAAUAAUAAGUUGUAGGAUUCAUAAAGGUUACCAGAUGAUGACGGUUAAACAUAUGGCAUACAUCACAAUGAACUGACUGGCCGUUGUGUACAAAGCUGUAUCACCGCAAGCACGAAAUAUAAAAAAAAUGUUACAUUAAAUUUAAACUGUCAAUAAAAACAAGUUUGUAAAAUCAUGGACGAAAUCUGGUUUCAUCUAUCAAGUCAAUUUGAAGCACUUCAGGUUCAAACAUCGGUAGUUGUACAACAAGGGCAACAAUGGAUCGCAACAUUUUUAACACAUGCACAUCAAUUUCUUCAUGAAUUAAACUACCAAUUCAUGCAAAAUGCAGAUGAUGUCAUGCAACGUGUAUUUACUUGGUUUCAAAUAGUUUGGGAACAACUGCAGAGUCAGUAUUAUAACUCAUAUUUCAAUAUCAAAACAUUUUAUCGACAAAUGAGAAAUGAAUUUCAUAAUGAAGUCUCAAAAAGAGAACUAGGAUUUUGUCUAGCAGGUAUAGCUAUAGGUACUAUCAUUGGUUAUUACAUAAGAAUUAACUGGGGGUAUGGCUCUCAUCAUAUGCAUUCUAUAAGAGCUAUUAUAUGCCAUCACUAUAUUGGUAUUGAGGGAGUGUCCAUGAUACAUGACGCAGAAAUGCCUAUGAUUAAAAAAUCUAAUGAACUAUUGAUACAAGUUAAAGCAGCCUCCAUUAAUAUUGUCGACACAAAAAUUUGUUAUGGCUAUUCCAAAACUUAUAGAAGACUUCUUAAUUCUGGAAGACAUAGGGAACUCCCAGUAAUAUUAGGCAGAGAUUGCACAGGGAAAGUGAUAGGUAUCGGACAAAGUGUUAUUAAUUUUGAUAUUGGAGAUGAAGUAUUAUUAGCUGUACCUUCAUGGGCUCCUGGUACAAUGGCAGAAUACAUAGUUGUCCCAGAAACUUAUGUUGUUAAACGACCGAAGUAUUAUAGUUUUGAGGAAUGUGCCAGCCUUCCCUAUAACGGAUGCUUAGCUUGGGAUGCCUUAAUUAAUAGGUCUACGAUCGAAGAAGGCAAUGCAAAAGGAAAAAGAGUACUAGUAUGUGGUGGAAAUACUCCAGUUGGUUGUAUUUUAAUACAAUUAGUUAAACUGUGGGGUGGACAAGUAGACAUAAUAUGCAAACCAAACGCAGUUCCUAGAGCAAAAGCAUUAGGGGCCAAUGAAAUCAUAACUUUAAAUGGCUCAAAUCUCGAAAAAGAGUUACUACUUUACGACAAAUACGAUGUUAUUUUUUAUACUGGCGGUCAACCAAUCGAUGAACGUAUACUAAAGCAACGCUUAGUACCUUAUGGUUCCUAUAUAUCUACACUCCCGGAACAGUUAACCUCCGAUUCGUUAGGUUUUCUGCUUGGAAGCAUAUUUGCUGGUUACGUACGAAUAAAACUGCUCAUACAGUAUAUACUUGGAUUUAAUUCAAGACAAUGGAAAGAUGGUUCUAAGCUUAGUGCAAUAUACUUGCAAGCAUUAUGCGACUUAGUCGAUGCUCAACAAUUACAAACAGUUGUCGAUAAAAUAUAUAGACCUUAUCAAAUUGAACAAGCGUUGAAUAGUAUAUUAGAUCCUGACGCUAUUGGUAGUAUUAUAAUAACAUUUCAGUGA